Messenger RNA from Vespa velutina, 1730 nucleotides. RefSeq lists its product as uncharacterized. The transcript has 4 exons. Bases 509 to 1015 code for a protein of 168 amino acids. The record is from RefSeq and is a predicted model, not a curated record. Gene Ontology annotation, biological process: positive regulation of voltage-gated potassium channel activity; sleep; regulation of synaptic transmission, cholinergic. Lineage: Eukaryota; Metazoa; Arthropoda; Insecta; Hymenoptera; Vespidae.
GUUCGAGAGUAGUCAUACAGGAAGGCAGAGAAUUGGUCACGGAGGAAGCGUAGAGAUUACUUUCCGAUAUGAAUACGCGACGAUAUACGGGCAAAUCAAAAAGAAUACGGAGAUGAUGUUGUAGUAAAUGAUACGGUUCUUUAACCGCGGUUGUUUCUCUGUAUGUGGCAAAUUUAACUUAAUUUUCAAGAUAAAAAUGUAUAGGAAAGAAAUUAUUUUACAGUACAACGAAUUAAGAAAAUAAAUAAAGUAAAUAUCGAUCUAGUGUAUCUUGUGCAACAAGCAUGCAUUGCUCAUUUAAUUCGUUUUAAUUCCAUUCAAUUCGUUUUGAAUUGGUGAACUUAAAAGGUGCAGUUUCAAAGUGCAUCGAUUCAAUGUCAACAUAACCGUAAAAUAAGGAAAUCGAUUGUCGUGUUUUUUAGACAUUUUUGGAGUAUAAUAUAUAUCUUAAGAAUGUACUGCUUUGGUAACAUUAGUCCUCCGAGCAUCGAAUGAAAUACAAAAGAACAUGCGAGUGGAAAGUUCGUUAAUUCAAUUAGUCACUAUAUUUUUAUACAUUUUAAAAACAAAGGCAGAAGGCAUUAUGUGCUACCGUUGUGUAGCAAUAUUUUCAGGAUAUGAUGCAUCGGAACAACUUUGUUCCCAAUUCAAUGGAAAUAAAACAUUUCAAGUUUCUUGUCCUACAUCAACAUUUUGUGUAAAAAAAACUAUCUAUUAUAAAUCACAAACAUCUAUGGUUAAAACGGUUCAAAGAGACUGUGCCACCCAAAGGUACUUAUCUAAAUCUUACGAUUAUGAAAAACGUGAAUGGUACGAUACGGAGGAAGUAAUAAAAACGGUUUACAAAGAGGGCUGUGCCAAUGGCGAGGAUAGAGGAGCAACUGGUAGACCACCCGAAUAUUGCUACUGCAAUUCUGAUUUUUGUAAUUUCUCUCCCUCAAAUAAGAUAGUAAAUCCGACUAUUGUCUCUCUAUCGGCGCUAUUUUUAUUAUUUGUUAAAUUCUUACAUAUUUAACAGAAAUGGUAAUUGAAUUUUAUUAUUCAAACGGACUAAUGGAAAUAUUUUAAUGCAUAUAGCGGUAUAGCAUCAAUAUUUAGACAUUGUUACGCGUAAAGUGUAAUUUCAGAGAAAAAUAUCUAUAUUUUACGAGAUAUUCAAUGGAUUUUUUAUCAUGCAACAGUAUUCAAUGCAAUGAGUGCGCUUACAUUCAAGAAUGUACUUCUGAUAUUGUAUUUAUACAAAUUUACAUAAAAAUAGAUAUUAAUACUUUUGUGAUAUCAUUGUGUUAAGGGAAUAUUUAAAUACGUUGAAGAGAAUCAAAAUCUCAUAUAUAUCACGUUGAACAACAAUUUAACAAUAACGAAAAGAAUUUUAUCUCUAUUAAGGAUACUGUUUUAUUUACAAUUUGCAUAUUAUUUAAUAUACUUCGCGAAUAAUUUAAUUUAUCCUUUAAAUAUUAACCCGAUAGAUAUAUUUUUAACACUCACCCAUUUUAUCAUAGCAUAUAUUUCCUAAUUUGCUAUACGAUUAAGCAUAUUAAUUUCCUUAUAACGAAUGAGUGGAAAGUAAUUAAAUAAAAAAAAAUGUUCCUUACCUCUGCAUUAUUUUCAACCAAAUACAAAAAUACAACGUCCUCCCUUAUUAAACGAACUGCCGAAUGUAAAGGGUAUGUGCUUUUGGCUUGUAAUAAUUUAUAUAAUAAAGAACCAGGCAUCUCUUUGAAAUCAUC